UUAAAAACACUUUUACUUCAAUUAGCUAAAUUAAACCUAGUUAAUUGGUCGGAGAAAGAUCAUAAUAAUGGCUGGUAAUGCACAGAUGAAAUCUUAUGCCUCAAUGCUCUUACUUCUCAAUUUCUGCAUGUACGCCAUUGUUUUGGGCAUUGGUGGUUGGGCCAUGAACACAGCCAUUGAUCAUGGCUUCAUCAUUGGUCCUGAAUUUCAACUUCCAGCACAUUUCUCUCCGGUAUACUUUCCAAUGGGAAAUGCAGCCACCGGAUUCUUUGUCCUGUUUGCCCUUAUUGCGGGAGUUGUUGGUGUGGCCUCGGUUUUAUCAGGGUUCAAUCAUAUUCGUUUCUGGUCCAAUGACACUUUACCGGCUGCUGCUUCUGUUGCAACUCUAGCUUGGACCCUUACUCUACUUGCCAUGGGAUUUGCUUGCAAGGAGAUUGAAUUGCAGAUUAGAAAUGCUCGUUUGAGAACAAUGGAAGCUUUCUUAAUCAUUCUAUCGGCUACGCAACUAUUAUACAUUGUCGUCAUACAUGCACGACACUAAGUGACAUCGAACAAUGAACAUUAACGUUGUUGUAUAUUCUUUGUACAAAGAAAAAAUAAAAGCUAAUUAAAAGAGUGUUGAUUGUGUGUUUGGAUUGGUGUGAAAAUUUGAUUGCAUUUGUGUUCAACCAAUAUGUAAUUGUUAAGGAUUGAUUCUUCUUUACUUUUUGUGUGUU
Messenger RNA from Impatiens glandulifera, 716 nucleotides. RefSeq names its product membrane protein PM19L-like. Bases 68 to 541 code for a protein of 157 amino acids. The transcript has 4 exons. The record is from RefSeq and is a predicted model, not a curated record. NCBI's taxonomy places the organism in Eukaryota, Viridiplantae, Streptophyta, Magnoliopsida, Ericales, Balsaminaceae.